UCCCCUCCAAUGACACAGAGGAGCAGAAAGCUGUGCACGUGAUCCUGGGAAGAGCACUUCCCUCCCUGUGAUGUCACAGAGUAUAGAGGGAAGCAGAGAGGAGCACCUCUGGGGUGAUGGGACUCAUACAGACAGAUGCUCUCCCCUCACACACACACACAUGAAUGGGCCAACCCUCCUCCUCCUCUUCCUGGAGCCCAGCAUGAGCCGCCUGUGAUCUAGUAGUGCCCGGAUCACCGCUCUCCCCACCCCUAGCUCUCACACUCUCACAGGGAUGGUGGUAGUCUCGGGACAGUUAGAAGACACAGGGACCCCGGAUGAUGCCAUGUCGAGCUCUGAUGCUGACGAUGAGCUGAUCGAGCCAUCUACGCCCACCCCGAGCAACGCCACCUUCUCCCUGCACGGCAAGGUGCACCCGCUGCAGCUUCCUGAAGUGAUUCCUCUUAACGUAGGAGGCAUGUGUUUCACCACCAGACUGUCAACGCUUAACAGAUAUGAGGACACCAUGCUGGCAGCCAUGUUCAGUGGGCGACAUCACAUUCCGACAGAUUCUGAGGGUCGAUACUUCAUUGAUAGGGAUGGAACUUAUUUUGGUGACAUCCUGAAUUUCUUACGGUGCGGAGAACUUCCUCCUCGAGAACGUGUGAAAAUGGUGUACAAGGAAGCCCAGUACUAUUCAGUUGGGCCCCUGCUUGACCUCUUGGACAAAAUGCAACCACUUACUGGAGAGAAAGUCAGGCAAGCAUUUCUUGACUUGAUGCCUUACUACAAAGAUCACUUGGAGCGCAUCAUUGAAAUUGGAAAGCUGCGUGCUAUCCAGAGAAAGGCACGAUUUGCUAAGCUGAAGGUCUGUGUCUUCAAGGAAGAGAUGCCUAUUACCCCUUAUGAGUGCCCUCAAUUUAAUACACUACGAUUUGAGAGGAGUGAGAAUGAGCACUUUGAGCACCACUGCGAGGUAGAUGUGUCUUUUGGUCCUUGGGAAGCAGUGGCAGAUGUAUAUGAUCUUCUGCACUGUAUAGUUAGUGACCUGUCUGAGAGGGGCAUCACCGUCGAACACCAAUGCAUUGGAGUGUGUGACAAGCACCUUGUUAAUCACUAUUACUGCAAACGUCCAAUCUAUGAAUUCAAGAUCACUUGGUGGUGAGAUGCUGCAAUUAUGGCGUGAAGACCAAACUGCACCUUGGACCAAAUAACUUUUGAAAUGCACUGCAAGUGUGACUCACAGACUGUUAACCAUGUAUACCAAUAUUUAAAGUGUACUAAAAACUCCAUACAGUACAAGAGCUGUAGUGAUGCCUUCUCCAGAGUUAGAGCCGGUUCACACAGGGGCGACUUGGGAUCCGACUUGAAGUUGCCCCAAGUCGCGCUCUUGAGAAAAUCA
Rana temporaria (common frog) is the source of this 1381-nucleotide messenger RNA. RefSeq names its product potassium channel tetramerization domain containing 7 (gene KCTD7). The coding region runs from base 275 to 1144 and encodes 289 amino acids. Gene Ontology annotation, molecular function: protein binding. Gene Ontology annotation, biological process: protein homooligomerization. The transcript is spliced from 4 exons. The record is from RefSeq and is a predicted model, not a curated record. Lineage: Eukaryota; Metazoa; Chordata; Amphibia; Anura; Ranidae.